Cherax quadricarinatus is the source of this 2277-nucleotide messenger RNA. The record is from RefSeq and is a predicted model, not a curated record. NCBI's taxonomy places the organism in Eukaryota, Metazoa, Arthropoda, Malacostraca, Decapoda, Parastacidae.
AUGGUGACGGGAGGUUUCGAAAGCAGUGAAGAGUUUCACUAUCGCUGCAAGGAUGGCGGUGGCAGUGAUGGCGGUGGCAGUGAUGGCGGUGGCAGUGAUGGAGGUGGCAGUGAUGGCGGCAAUGUUAACGGUAGAAGUGAUGGCGGUGGCAGUGAUGGCGGCAAUGUUAACGGUAGAAGUGAUGGCGGUGGCAGUAAUAGUGGCGGCAGUGAUGGCGGUGGCAGCGUGGAUGACGUACUGGCGGCGCUAGUGGAGUUCUCUAGGGACCCAGAACUCUGGCACUUUGUCCACAGUGUUGUAGGUAAGUUGAUCUGUCUUCCGAAGCUUAAGUGUUUUGCAAGAAUAACAGCUAGUGAGACCUCUUAUGAUGGUCUUAGUCAUAGAGUGAGACCUCUUUAUGGUCUUAGUCAUAGAGUGAAGCCUUAUGAUGGUCUUAGUCAUAGAGUGAGACCUCUUAUGAUGGGCUUAGUCAUAGAUGAGACCUCUUAUGAUGGUCUUAGUCAUAGAGUGAGACCUCUUAGAUGGUCCUUAGUCAAGAGUGAGACCUCUUAUGAUGGUCUUAGUCAUAGAAGGCCUUCCGCUGGCUUACCGCUCCACCCAGUAAAAAUAAAUGAAUAUCACGUCAAGAGAUGUGAUGAUAAUCAAAACAAUACAUACAAGAAAUGGAUAAAUGGAAGUGAGUCGGCAAAAAGUGAUCGUGUUGACGACACAGGCGGCGGCACUGAGGAGGAUAUUGUUGGUGACAUAACGAACCCUCCGCUGCCCCUGGUGUCCCCACCCCACCAACAACCCUCCCAGAUGCCCUCUAACGAGCAGGAAAACCUGGUAGAGAGGAAGCAGCAGUCAGAGAAUUUUAACAGAUCUUCGGUUGGCUCAGUAUUAAGCCAUCGUGAUAAUAACAGCCUGAGAAACUCUUCCACACGACUUCCUCACUUCAUCUUCCACAAGGUUUACGUUGACACAACAUACAACCAACAUUCAAGACAGCCGUACCACCGCCCUGUGCUAGCAGUUAUGGCUGUUAGCAAUGAGAGAAACCCCGCAACGGCUGUUACCCAAGACAAGGGAAAUGAACUCCAAGACGCAAUGGAUAUUAUAACAUAUCAUGUAACUAGUGAUGGUAUGAAAGAACUUCCAGAUAAAUCUAGUAAAUUCACGGUGACUCGAAAAAAUUUAUCAGAAAUCUCCAGCGAAGACCUGAAUGCUGAUUAUACAUCUGGGCAGACUACUCCAACUGAUGCCAGAGAGUUCUGGAGAAAGAUGUCACCUAGGAAUCACAAACAUAAUCAAUUUGCACACAAGGCAAGAAAGCUACACACUUUUAAGAGUCAAAUUAAAUUUCUGCAGCGGUGGGAAGACAAACUAUGGAAGCGCUCUCAAGACAAGUCAACACUACAGCCACACAAGCUUUAACCCUCGACCGUACUUCUCCUUAGGACAGACGCCGUUACAAUAUAUGGCAGUACCUUGGUUCUUCCUCUGUGUCAUCUGUUAUAUGUUGCACUAUCUGGGCCUUCGUCUGAAUCAUAUGUUACUAGGUGGUACUCUCUUGGCACUCCAUCUGGGUCAUUUGCUACAGUAUGUGGCACUACCUUGGCCCUCCAUCUGGGCCAUUUAUGAUAUGUGACACUCUGUUAGCCUUUCAUCUGGCCUUCAUCCUUCAAUGUGGCACUACCUUGGUUCUUCAUCUGGGCCAUCCUUUUACAUGUGGCACUACCUUGGCCCUUCAUUACUAUCAUGUCAGGUUUUCCAGCUAACUCAUCAGUCUAUAACUCACGCUAGCCUGAUCCUUGAACCUUGAUCUGACUCUUUCAUCAUGAUCUGAUACUUCUUGAAAUAACACUUCUUGAAAUGACACUUCUUGACCAUACUCUUACGUCUUGACACUCACAUCUGGACCUGUCACUUAUAUCUUAACCUGGCACUUGCAUCUUAAAAUGACACAUCUUCACCUGACACUAACAUCUUAACCUGACACUUACAUAUGCGCCUGGCUCUCACAUAUUGACCUAACACUCACAACAUGACUCGAGACUUGCAGCUUAACCUGACACUUUCAUCUUGACUUGACACUUUCAGCUAAGUUGACUCUUAAAUCAUAUGACACUUAAAUCAUGACCUGACACUUACAUCUUAACUCACUCUACUCCAAGAACUUGAAGCACAACAUAUCCCGAACAGUUGAAUUCAUGCCAAAUAUACAUAUGAAGAAUAAUAUUUUAGAUUCCCUAAUCAUAAAAAUUAAAAUUAUUCUAACUUACAUAUACUUCAAGAAGU